GGACUGUCUGGACCACUAACGCAUUACGUCAAAGCUGCAGAGAGACGUGGCAUUCAGGUUGAAUACAAAUACUCUCCUCUCAGCCGCCAGAGAUGUAAGUAUGAUAACCACAAACUCGCUCAACAAAACAUGGAAGACGUCGCAGACCAACUGGAUAUUUUCGGCCAACAGCAAGGGCUGUACAAGCUUUACACCCAACUAUGCCUGUGCUUUCGGAUGGGCAGUGGUGUAUCACAGUCAGAGAUUGUUGGCACACUGACGGAAGGACUCGAGAGACUAACUGCCAGAUUUCCAUGGGUCGCAGGCCAGGUCUCUCGCGAAGAUGCCCGUGAUGGCACCCGGAGUCUCUACAGAAUCAAACCCUUCGAGAAGACGCCUCGGCUGGUGGUCAAGGAUUUCAAAGAUGGAUCGUCGAUACUGACGAUGGAUAUCCUGCGUCAGGCCAACUUUCCGUUCAGCAUGUUAGACGAGUCCAUCAUUGCACCCAUCAACACCCUGGCGGCAGGCACAGACGGACCAGCGCCGGUUUUUGUGUUGCAGGCCAAUUUCAUCCCGGGCGGGCUCCUGCUCACAUUUGUGACACAGCAUAAUACCAUGGACAUGACGGGUAUGGCUCAAAUCAUGCAUCUCCUCUCAAAGGCCUGCCGCAACGAUCCAUUCACGGCCGAGGAAAUUUCCAACGGCAACCUCGACCGACGCAACCUCAUCCCACUCCUGGACGAGGCGUAUAGGCCAGGACCCGAACUCUCUCAUCAGAUCGGCAGGCCUCCUGCGCAUGAGGGUGCCACAAAAGCCGCCGAAGGCCAGUCUGAGCAGCCCGGGCCUGAACCUCCAAAGUGCAGUUGGGCCUACUUUGUAUUCUCGGCCGCGUCUCUUGCCAGUCUGAAAUCGCAGGCCAUGCAAUUCCUCGCCAACAACGUAGCCUAUGUCUCGACCGACGACGUUCUGAGCGCCUUCAUCUGGUCCUCUGUGUCCCGAGCCCGCCGUCCUCGCCUGGACCCUGCCCGAGAGGUCACCUUUGCACGAGCGAUCGACCCCCGGCGAUACCUGGGAAUUCCGGCUACGUACCCGGGACUCGUCCAGAACAUGACGUACACCACAUACCCUCUCGACGCGCUCCUCGCUGCACGUCUGGGUAGCGUCGCCUCGAAACUCCGAGAAGCCGUCGACCCCAAGACUUCGAACCUGGCCUACGCGACCCGUGCACUUGCGACGUGGCUUCACCACGCACCGGAGGACAACAACGUCAAUGUGACGGCGACGCUGGACCUGUCUGUGGACAUCAUGCUGAGCUCCUGGGCCAAGUAUGACUGCUACGACCUCGACUUCAACCUGGGACUGGGGAAGCCAGAGGCUGUCCGCAGGCCACAGUUUGUGCCGGUGGAGAGUCUGUUCUACUUGAUGCCCAAGAGCCCCGACGGCGAGAUUGCAGCGGCGCUGUGCCUGAGGGAGGAGGACCUGGACCGGCUGAGGAAGGUCGAGGAGUUCAUGAAGUAUGCGGUCUACGUCGGAUGAAGUGGCUUGCACGGGUGAGUAGCUUGUCAGCUACAUCCGCCGUGAUCAUGAUUGACGAGUUCAUCAUAACGCCGUAGACAUAUCCCAUGAAUUGAAGGCAGUGACUGACUUGGAUGAGG
Molecule: messenger RNA, 1634 nt
Organism: Cladophialophora immunda
Lineage: Eukaryota; Fungi; Ascomycota; Eurotiomycetes; Chaetothyriales; Herpotrichiellaceae
Exons: 1
Coding region: 130-1515 (461 amino acids)
Source: RefSeq, a predicted model, not a curated record